Molecule: messenger RNA, 1656 nt
Organism: Arabidopsis arenosa
Lineage: Eukaryota; Viridiplantae; Streptophyta; Magnoliopsida; Brassicales; Brassicaceae
Source: the annotation of a GenBank genome assembly
UCUCUCUAUAUAAGAGGAAAUGGAUGCAUUAACAUUUCUCACAAUCCUCUAAACAUCUUCAGUCUCAAAUAAAAGCAAAAACUAAGAAUUUCUUAUAAAGUAUUAACAUCCACAAAUAUGGCAAUUAAGCUAAUUGCACUAGUAAUCACACUAUGUGUAGCAUCAUGGGAUACUGGAGAAGGAAGAUCUUUAAGAUUUUCUACAACUCCUCUAAAUCGAUAUAGCUUUCCUCCUCAUUUUGAUUUUGGUGUUGCCUCUUCCGCUUAUCAGUAUGAAGGUGCAGUAGAAGAAGGAGGGAGGAGUCUAAGCAUAUGGGACAAUUUCACACAUGCAUUUCCAGGUGGAAAAUUAAGUGAUGGGGUCAAUAAAGAAGGUGUUCAAUUCUACAAGAAUCUUAUUGAUGAACUUAUCGAGAACGGUAUAAAACCUUUUGUAACUAUUUAUCAUUGGGAUAUCCCUCAAGCUCUUGAUGAUGAGUAUGGAAGCUUUUUAAGUCCUCGAAUCAUAGAUGAUUUUCGAAACUACGCCAGGUUUUGUUUCCAAGAGUUUGGAGACAAGGUUAGUAUGUGGACAACGUUCAAUGAGCCAUAUGUUUAUAGCGUUUCGGGUUAUGAUGCGGGAAAUAAGGCAAUGGGUCGAUGUUCCAAGUGGGUAAACAGUUUGUGUAUAGCCGGUGAUUCGGGCACGGAGCCUUAUUUAGUCUCGCACCACCUCCUUCUUGCUCACGCUGCUGCUGUGGAAGAGUUUAGGAAAUGUGACAAGAUUUCACAAGAUGCCAAGAUAGGCAUAGUGUUGUCUCCUUAUUGGUUCGAGCCAUAUGACAUUGCUUCUAAUGCUGAUAAAGAAGCAGUUGAAAGAGCCCUUACUUUCAAUAUUGGUUGGCAUUUAAGCCCUCUGGUUUUUGGAGACUAUCCUGAGACGAUUAAAACAAGCGCUGGAAAUAGACUGCCAUCUUUCACAAAAGAGCAAUCUAUGAUGGUUAAAAAUUCAUUUGAUUUUAUCGGUGUAAAUUACUACACUGCACGGUUUGUCGCUCAUGAUCUUCAUGUUGAUAUUUCACGGCCUCGCUUCACAACCGACCAACACCUCCAAUACAAAUGUUUUGAUGACUACGAAGAUGGAACAGUGACACGUGAAGAGAUAAUAGAAGACACAAAGAGAAUAGAAUACCACCAAAAACAUCUUCAACAACUCCACAAAGCGAUCAUUGAGGAUGGGUGUAACGUGAAAGGCUAUUUCACAUGGUCGUUGUUGGAUAAUUUUGAGUGGGAACAUGGAUAUGCAGUGAGAUUUGGUCUGUACUACGUUGACUAUAAAAAUGGUCUAAAACGACAUGCUAAAAACUCAGCCAUAUGGUUCAAGCAUUUUCUUCAGAGAUCCGGAAAACCAAUGCCGAUGGAACUGUUUAAAAGUGUCAAGAGAUGGUGGUAUGGAUUACAGAUGAUUUAGGCUCGUUCAAAGAAGAUCAAAAUUUAAUUAUGAAAAGUAACUGAUUAAUUCUUUGGAUGCCUUAAUUCUUCAUCUAGUUGUUGGUAAACUUAUGGGAUAAAAGUUUGUUCAUAUUGAAAUAUACCAUAUAUAAAUUUGUAUACUGUAAAGUUUUCUAAUUUCUUUCUUUUGACAUAAUUCUUGUAUGAAUAAAUGAUUAAAGAUCAU